Darwinula stevensoni is the source of this 1266-nucleotide messenger RNA. The record is from the annotation of a GenBank genome assembly. NCBI's taxonomy places the organism in Eukaryota, Metazoa, Arthropoda, Ostracoda, Podocopida, Darwinulidae.
AUGAAGGCUAGAAAGCCACCAGGAUUCUCCCGGACUUGCCCCGGGACGACGAGAGCCAUGCUCCUAUCGUCAGUCAUCAUCGUGUUGCUAUGGAACUGGGGAAAGGUGCCGGUGGCGGAAGGGAGCGAGGAGGAGAUGCGGCUGCAGGAGGCGCUCUUCAAGAGUUACCGCAAGGUUCGGCCGGUCGAGGCUUUUCAAGAACCGAUUACCAUCGUCUUCAGGUUGGGUCUUCUCCGGAUCCUCAAAUUGGACCAGAGGCGUCAAAUACUGAACACACUCGCAGCGGUGGUCGAGCGUUGGAAUGACACCCAUCUGCGAUGGAACCCAGACGAGUACGGCGGGAUUCGGCAGACCGUGAUUCUCUACGAGUCCGCUUGGGUUCCGGAUAUCAUCCUCUACAACAGCGCAUCAGAAGCUUACUCGGAUGGACUCCUGACGACGAAUCUUGUUGUGGAGCACACGGGUGAGAGGAACUACUCGGAUCCAUGUUGUGUCCUUCCCUUCUCUGCUGUGGAGUACUCCAUCACCAUCUCCAGGAAGGCCAUGUUCUUCCUCGUCAUCAAUUACGUCCUCCCCAUGGUCGUCGUCAAUGUUAUAGCAUUCCUGGUGCCAUGCGAGAGCGGGGAGAAAGUCACACUUGGGAUAGCCACCAUGCUCAACAUGAUCAUCUUCCUAACUAGCAUCCGCGACCUCCUCCCGCCCACUGAACAGAUCCCUCUUAUAGGGAAGUUCUACUGCGUUUGCAUCUGCUUGGUUGGGUUGGAGGUGGGCUUGAGCAUCUUCACACUUUACCUUCACCAUAUGGAAGGUAUCCCAUUGCCCAAGAUGAUUCAGGAUUUGUGCCGUAUACUGUCCAAAUUGCCCUUCAUGAGACAGCCGAAAUUCAUCAAGAUUGGAGGCAGGAAGGAGGAGGAGAAGGGAAAAAAGGAGAAAGACAAAGAUAUGGGAGAUAUCAAGAAAGCCUGGGUCCAAAGAUCCUCUUUCCCGUUUUUCUUUGACGACCUGGUUCGAAAACUACCCAAAGAACCGUCCCACACCGGUAGAGCAGAAAAAGAACGGCAGAGCGGGAUCUUACUUGUCACGGAAGAGCAGAAGAAGCGGGGAUGCCAGGAGGUGUCGUGGACGGCUCGGCAACAACCGGAUUUCCAGGCUAACUUGGCGAAUUGGAGAACUGCAUCGAAAAUCCUGGAUCGAUUCUUUCUCUAUCUCUUCACGGUCCUCAACAUCACCCUGACCAUCGGAAUCAUGUUAUAUACUCCAAACUAA